Messenger RNA from Anguilla anguilla (European eel), 2846 nucleotides. It is a transcript of the gene bag2, whose product is annotated as BCL2 associated athanogene 2. Bases 228 to 857 code for a protein of 209 amino acids. NCBI's taxonomy places the organism in Eukaryota, Metazoa, Chordata, Actinopteri, Anguilliformes, Anguillidae. The transcript is spliced from 3 exons. The record is from RefSeq and is a predicted model, not a curated record. Gene Ontology annotation, molecular function: protein-folding chaperone binding; adenyl-nucleotide exchange factor activity. Gene Ontology annotation, biological process: protein stabilization.
CACCAUCAGCAGUCGCAGCAGUUGGCAGCACUCCAAAGGCGUUCCGCAAUCACGUCCGAAGGCACGGCGAGGUCAGGGUGGGGGGAGUUCCGACCCAUGUUUGGAAAUGUUUACUCAGGGGCGCUGCCGGUGGAAGCGUCUAGAACUUACUCCUGGGACUAUCUAAGCCUCGUGUCUUAGGAAAGUGUUGAUCUUCGCUACAGCAGACGUGUCGAACGCAAAUAGAAAUGGCUCAAACAAAAAUACAAGCGAAAAUGAAUGACGCCGGCAAGGGGAGCAGAUUCAGCAGGACCAUGUCGAUGGCGGAUCGCUCCGGGAGGCUGCUGGAACAAAUGGACCAACUGGAAAUGAGGGUGGAAGCGUUAAGAGAGACGGCAAGCGCAUUGGAACAAGAGAAGGAGAGUUUGUUGGAAAUGAUUCAGUCAAUGAAGAACAGCCAAGAAAUGCGCAACAUCAGCGACGGGGAACGAGAAGAGCUCACAGUAACGGCCGACCGUUUGUUGGGACGGACCCUGACCGUCGAGGUUUCCGUGGAAACCAUCCGAACCCCUCAACAGGAGGACGCUCUGCGUAAAGCUACUUCUCUGAUUAAUGAAAUCGUCGCGAAAGUGUUGGACGACCUGGACAACGGAAGAAAACGACUGAUCUCUUUGCAUGCAGCCUGCGUCACCGAAGUUCCCCCGGUGCCAAUCGAUCAAAAGUUUCAGAGCAUCGUGAUAAGCUGUGCCUUGGAGGACCAGAAGAAAAUCAAGAGGAGGCUGGAAACGUUAAUCAGAAAUAUGGACAACGCAGGGAAAACUAUCAGGAUCAUGGAUCAGCAAAAAGUGGUUGAUUCAGAGAGCGCUAAUGGCAAAUAAUGGGUAUUGUAUUGAUCCCUGUCCGAUUCCACAACGUUGUAUGACCUAUAGGCUAAUAAUAUUUUCUUUUUAAACUAUGAUCCACCGUAGGAGACCAAAAAAGGAAAUGAAUUAACGUUGCAUUCUACGCAGUGACAUCACAACCACCGAUAUGCAAGGAACACCGUCUGUGCACGCAGAUACUGGAUUAUUUCAAGAUGUUCCAGGUUUAUUAUAUUGCAGGGUUCAAGGAUAUUAACCAGACCAUGACUCUGUCAGUUGGUGGCAGGAAGGAACAGAGCUUAUCGUUACUGUUAAAGUCAAAGGAAUAGAAGCUUAAUUUAUAACUAAACUAACUUUAAUAUGGCAGAAGUGUCUGCUUGCCACAACAGUCAGCGAUGGGUACUGUUUCAUUUUCACACUUGAAAUACAUGAAAUGCUUCCAAGUAUUUUGUCAUUUGUAUUAUAUGAGCUUGGGAAAAUCUUGACGUAAUUGUAAAAGUAAUCAUUCACAUGGACAUUGACUAUAGAGCCGGCUCUACUGAAUUAUCUUGGACAUGUUUGACUUUCCUCUGUGUUUGACCGAAGCACUGUAUUCGUCUGCCACUGCUAGGCAUUCUGUGGUGUGGGGCGGGUUCAUAAUGUGCCGAGCUGAAAAGAUGCACUGGCAGUGCCUGUAACCUAGGAAUCGAACUCUGGAUGCAAAUCGAGUUCUCUCCCCACUACAUCACCGUGUAUUUCAGCGGGUGUGGUUCAGUCAGCUGAGUGUGUCAUGUGCACUUCCAACUCACACCACUUUUUUUUUUGCCACCCAUUUGAGAAGGAACAAAAUGCAUCAGUUUUUGGAACAGGACAAAGGAAUCUCACUACUGAGUGUUAAGUGAUUUAAUCUUGAGUAUGACUAACCGUUCCUAAAGCCACAGGACAGACACAUACACAGUACAAGAUCUUAAUGCGUUCACCCCAGACUCUUUUACUAAAAAGUUAAGUCAGUUAAAAGUCCAAACAAAGAUUAUGCAGGUGCAAAGGUCCAAGGUUCUGAACUGCUGGUCACACAAAGGUCGUAUUUCCCAGCAGCCAUAACCAGUUCUCUGCUCUUGCCUAAUGACUGAAGCUAAGCACACGUGGGCUUGGUUAGCACUUGUGUGGGAGAAAUCUUGGGAAAGCUUACGUUGCCACUGGAAGUGGUGCUGGAGGGCUAGCUGGGAGUGGUCCUAGGACAGCCCAGUGCUCCAGUACCGACUGAUGAGAUGUUGAACCGAGGUCCUGACUCACUGUGGCCAAAAUGCCUGUAACAGUGUCCCUUGAUGUUGAUCACAGAGUAGAUCAGGAGUCUUAAACCCUGCUCCUGGAGAGCCACAUGAUCUGCUGGUUCACUGCAAUUCACUUUCAGAUUGUGACAUGAAAAGCUGUUUAAUUAAAAACCUAUUUCAGCACUGACAUCAGUUUUAGUACAUUAAUAGUUUUCAGUAUUUAUUUGUCAAUAUUUAACAUAUUUCUAGGGUCCCCAUAGGUUCAUGUAAACCUUCAGAAUGUAGAUUUUCAUUUGUUUAUAACUCUUCAUGAAACUCAUCCUGUUUUCCAAACCAUGAAUAUAAAAGGCAGAACUCUUUACCUGCUAAAGUACCUCAUUGAAGUGUUAGGGCUUUUCGAUAAAAAUAAAUCUCUUCACCUUUAUACUGAUGCCCACUGGGAGACAAUAGGAAUCCUGUAUUUAACCUAGCAGUGCUAUGAGGUUUAAAUUCACUGACCUUCCACAUCCUCAGUUUUCUAUAAGGGAUUUUAGAAUAGGAUCACUUUUGACUAAAUGGAUGUAGAUGCAUGAAAUCACAAAAUGUCUUCACAAAAGCAAAAAAAUGGCCUGGUACUAGGUCAUACAUAUAGACUGAAGUAAGUUUCAUUUUUUCAUUUCAUCUUAAAAGUACUUUUCAGUACUUUAUCUUGAUCAAAAUGAUGUCGAAAAUAUAUUUGUAUUUAGUGAAAAAUAAAAGUUCACCAAUGUGGACUCUU